Molecule: messenger RNA, 1914 nt
Organism: Fraxinus pennsylvanica
Lineage: Eukaryota; Viridiplantae; Streptophyta; Magnoliopsida; Lamiales; Oleaceae
Source: the annotation of a GenBank genome assembly
AUGAUAUUGCACGUGUCGAUGGAUUACACAAGAUUUGAGCUGCGGAGACGUGUGCUAAAGAAAGAAAGAAACAGCAUUUCCAAAGAGAAGAAGUUGAAGAAAUCAAGAAGUUUUGGUAUACUGCAAACAUGGCUGCACCUUUGUCUGCUUGGCCAUGGGAAAUCUUGGGCAGUUUUAAGUACAUGCUUUAUGGACCUUUUCUUGCAAGAAUACUUUACACAAGAUAUCAAGAUGAAACCAUCAAGAGCCCUAAUUGGAGUUGAGUUUAAGCAGAUUGACAAAGAAUGGCACUGGGACAAUUUUAUCUUGCUUCAAGCUAUUGUAGCUGCUUUAGGGUUUUCCAUGUUUUCAGAUCUUGAAACACUUGGUGUAUGGAACAAAAAGGGAAUCAUGGUAGCAUUAAUGCUACACGUCGUGGUUUCAGAGCCCCUUUACUAUUACAUACAUAAGUGUUUUCAUGAAAAUAAGUAUCUUUUCAACCAUUAUCAUGCAGUGCACCAUUCAUCACCUGUACCACAAGUCUAUACAGCUGGACAUGCUACAUUUUUGGAGCAUCUUUUGUUGACAAUUGUGAUUGGAAUUCCGAUCAUUGGUUCUUUUGUGCUAGGAUAUGGAUCGAUAAGCUUGAUCUAUGGCUAUGUGUUGAUCUUUGAUACGCUGAGAUGUUUAGGUCAUUCCAAUGUCGAAAUCAUUCCCCAUCAGAUAUUUGAUAAGAUCCCAUUGCUUAGAUAUAUCGUUUAUACCCCAACAUACCAUAUUCUACAUCAUGUUGAAAUGGGAACCAAUUAUUGCCUUUUCAUGCCUCUUUUUGAUUCACUGGGAAACACUUUGAACAGCAAAUCGAGGGACAUGCACAAGAAAAUAAGUCUAGAUUCAGGUAAAAACUCUAGAGUUCCCGAUUUUGUGUUUUUAGCACAUGUAGUAGACAUGUCAUCGGCAAUGCACGCGCCUUUUGUGAUGAGAUCUAUAUCAUCUAAGCCUUACUAUACAAGAAUUCAUUUGAAACCGUUCUUGCCAAUUUCUUUUUUGGCGAUGCUAAUUAUGUGGGCCAAGUCUAAGACAUUCUUAAACUCAUUCUACUACCUUAGGAAUCGGUUGCACCAAACCUGGAUUGUCCCUCGUUUUGGUUUCCAGUAUUUCUUGCCAUUUGCUGCAGAAGGCAUCAAUAAACAAAUAGAAGAGGCAAUACUUAGGGCUGAUAGAUUGGGAGUUAAAGUUAUUAGCCUUGCUGCUUUAAAUAAGAAUGAGGCUCUGAAUGGAGGUGGGACUCUAUUCGUGGACAAGCACCCAAACCUUAAGGUUCGAGUGGUCCAUGGUAAUACCUUGACAGCUGCCGCGAUCCUCCAUGAGAUUCCUGAGGAUGUGACUGAAGUAUUUCUGACUGGAGCCACUUCCAAACUUGGAAGAGCCAUUGCCCUUUUUCUUUGCAGAAAAAAUGUCCGAGUUCUGAUGCUGACUCUAUCCACUGAAAGAUUUCUAAAAAUUCAGAAAGAAGCACCAGCUGAUUGUCAGAACUACUUAGUCCAUGUGACCAAGUAUCAAGCAGCACAAAACUGUAAGACAUGGAUAGUUGGCAAGUGGAUCACGUCAGGCCAGCAAAGUUUUGCCCCAUCUGGAACAAAAUUUUAUCAGUUUGUGGUUCCAGCAAUUCGUGGAUCUAGAAGAGACUGCUCUUAUGGUACUCUUGCUGCCAUGAAGUUGCCUGAGGAUGUUGAAGGGCUAGGAGCUUGUGAAUAUACAAUGGAAAGAGGAGUAGUGCACGCCUGCCAUGCCGGUGGAGUGGUUCAUUAUUUGGAAGGUUGGACUCACCAUGAGGUCGGGGCCAUAGACAUUGACAGAAUCGACAUAGUAUGGAAAGCUGCAUUGAAACAUGGUUUGAAGCCCAUUUCCAGUAUCAGAAAAAGGGUGAAUUAG